AUUAACUGCUGGAGGUUGUUUAUGUUAUUAAUCGGAUCAAAAAUAAUAAAUAAUGUUUAGUUUAAGAAGAAAAUUUACCGGCAAAUUUGUGAAAAGUUGAAAAUGUCAUCUCUGGUAAUAACUUGUUACAAAAAGUUGAGGAUAUUUGAAGCUAAUUGAUCCACAUAAUCAUAAAAUAACCAAUUACGGUUCUGAUUUAAACUAAAUUUGAUUAUUUGGUUGAGAAAAAAUUGAGAAAAAAACUUUUAAAUUGUGUUUACUAUGAGUAAUAAGCAAUUUAAAAAAAAAUUACUUGGAAUUAAUAAAUUUUUUUUUUGAACAAAAGAAAAAAAUUUAAGAUCGGCAAAGAAUAUCAAUAGAACUGAAAAUUAUAUUUUAUUAAUAAAACAAAAAGUUUUAUUUUAAUUAAAGAAAUGUAAAAUACAACAAUAUUAGGUCUGUUCUUUUAUCAUAAAUCUAACUAAAACAUGGACCAUAACAAAAAUACAAAUGAAAAUGCAACAACAUCAAGACAGGCUUUACUGCAAGAGGCUCAACAGCAAGUUAAUGAAUUAAUUGAAAUCUUAAACGAUAAUGUUGAUCGUGCUUUCGAAUGUGAACACAAUCUAACGGAGUUAAAUGAAAUUGGUGAAAAUUUACAAAGAAGCGCAAAAGAUUUUCGUAAUAUGACGUUGACGUUUAAACCUCAAAAUAGCGAUAGAUCAUCGAAAUCGCCAUCAAGAGAAAAUUUACUAGAAGAGACCCAACAGCAAGUUGAUGAAUUAGUUGAAAUCUUAUUCGAUAAUGUUCACCUGGCUUUGGAUCGUGAACAUGAUCUUUCGGUCUUAAAUGAUAUCGGUGAAAAUUUGGAAAGGGGAGCAUGUGAUUUUCUUAAUAUGGCGGCGGUACUUAAACGUAAUUUGUGGAAGAAGCGAUUGAAAAUUUUUUUCGUUGUUAUCGGCGGUAUUGCUGCCAUUUUUCUUGCAAUAUUUUUACUAAUUUAAAACUCUUUUCUAAAAUAUGGAUUAUUAACAGCAUGGGAAUUGAACAACCUGUUUCUUCUUCAAAUUGCGUUGGACUAAAUUUUUCAAUUAUGUUUGCAGAUCAAUGUUAAUCCUAGACAAAAACCAAUUCAUUAACCAAAGUAAUGUUGCUCAAUAUUGUUAAACAAUACUGAAUUAUUACAUUCAAAAUUUAAUGAUAAUCAUUAAAUAUUUUAAACAAAAGAUAUUACCUCAAAAUAAUAAUUUUAUAAAAAAGUUUUAUAAAUAAAUAGAUUUUAAUAA
Messenger RNA from Lucilia cuprina (Australian sheep blowfly), 1265 nucleotides. RefSeq lists its product as uncharacterized. NCBI's taxonomy places the organism in Eukaryota, Metazoa, Arthropoda, Insecta, Diptera, Calliphoridae. The transcript has 3 exons. Gene Ontology annotation, molecular function: SNAP receptor activity; syntaxin binding. Bases 468 to 983 code for a protein of 171 amino acids. The record is from RefSeq and is a predicted model, not a curated record. Gene Ontology annotation, biological process: vesicle-mediated transport; vesicle fusion. Gene Ontology annotation, cellular component: SNARE complex; plasma membrane.